This is a messenger RNA of Aegilops tauschii subsp. strangulata, 1726 nucleotides long. Its product is annotated as choline/ethanolaminephosphotransferase 1. NCBI's taxonomy places the organism in Eukaryota, Viridiplantae, Streptophyta, Magnoliopsida, Poales, Poaceae. Gene Ontology annotation, biological process: phospholipid biosynthetic process. The record is from RefSeq and is a predicted model, not a curated record. Gene Ontology annotation, cellular component: membrane. Gene Ontology annotation, molecular function: phosphotransferase activity, for other substituted phosphate groups.
UCCCUCCUCCCUCCGCCUCAUAUCACCACCACUCACCCAACCGGCGGCCACCACCAUUGCCAGCCACAACCGGACAGAUCCCCGCAUAAAUUCCUCCACCCGUCGCGCCGCCCCCAUUCGCCCACGCCCACGCGCGCGCGCACGCGGCCUCCCCCCCACUCCGCUCCCCCAUUCGCUCCGUCCGUCCCUCCCUCCCUCCGCCGGCCGGGGACUCCGAUUUGGGGGGAGGAGAUGGGGUACGUCGGGAGCCACGGCGUGGCGACGCUGCGCAAGUACAAGUACAGCGGCGUCGACCACUCCAUCGUCGCCAAGUACAUCCUCCAGCCCUUCUGGUCGCGAUUCGUCAACGUCUUCCCGCUCUGGUUCCCACCAAACAUGAUCACGCUGACAGGUUUCAUGUUUCUGCUGACAUCGGCAUUCCUUGGCUUUUUGUAUUCACCUCAUCUCGAUACAGCGCCCCCUAGAUGGGUUCAUCUUGCGCAUGGAAUCCUUCUCUUCCUUUACCAGACUUUUGAUGCUGUGGAUGGUAAACAAGCAAGGCGUACGAACUCAUCAAGUCCUUUAGGCGAACUUUUUGAUCACGGAUGCGACGCGCUUGCAUGUACUUUUGAGUCCCUGGCUUUUGGGAGCACUGCUAUGUGUGGAAAUGCUACCUUCUGGUUUUGGGUCAUUUCGGCUGUCCCCUUCUACUUCGCAACCUGGGAACACUAUUUUACAAACACACUUGUUCUUCCUAUAGUCAAUGGGCCAACUGAAGGCCUUAUGCUGAUCUAUGUGUGCCAUAUCUUCACCUUUUUCACAGGAGCUGAAUGGUGGGCGCAGGAUUUCCGGAAAUCAGUGCCCCUCCUUAAUUGGGUGCCUCUUGUUCCUGAAAUCUCGCUGUAUGGCAUUGUGCUGUUUCUAAUGAUUGCUUUUGCUGUAAUUCCGACAAUUGGAUCUAACACUCACAAUGUUUACAAAGUCGUCGAAGCAAGAAAAGGAAGCAUGGUGCUGGCCCUAGCAAUGCUCUUCCCUUUCGGUUUACUCAUGGCUGGAACUCUCGUGUGGUCCUAUCUAUCUCCUUCAGAUAUAAUGAGAAAUCAACCACAUCUGCUAAUCAUUGGAACUGGUUUUGCGUUUGGCUAUCUUGUGGGAAGAAUGAUUCUGGCUCACUUAUGUGAUGAACCCAAAGGUCUGAAGACAGGAAUGUGCAUGGCCCUGGCAUAUUUUCCGUUUGCGAUUGCAAAUGCGUUGACUGCCCAACUUGAUGAUGGAAACCCCCUUUUUGAUGAGCAGCUCGUUCUCCUGAUAUACUGCUUAUUUACAGUGGCGUUGUACAUGCAUUUUGCUACGUCUGUUAUCCAUGAAAUCACCAACGCACUUGGGAUUCAUUGCUUCAGAAUCACAAGGAAAAAGGCGUAACUCUGACUUAGUUGGUAGUCAUGGUAUCUACCAAAGAAGCAAACAUGCUUGCUUGUCUUCGUUAUAGGGGUGAUGUCCGAAUCAUAUUUGCAUCUGUCAUUACAGGGACAUUCUCCCCUGAAAUUUACAUCAGCACUAAAAUUUGUGCUGAUGAGAAAACAAUGUAUGUGAAAUAGUUGGCAAAAUUUUGUUGUAUUGUUCAUAGAGCAAAUGCUCAGCAAAAACUUUCUGGAGGAAAUGCUGUGCUGAUUGGCAGAAGUUGCCUUUGUAACUUGUCACAUUGUAACAUCAGCAGAGAUGCGGAUAGCGUUGUUUACGCAUUUUA